AUGAAGAUUUAUUUAAUUUUAAUUUUAUUUUUAAAUUUGUAAAAACAUAAAUUAAAUAGCUAGCUAAAAUAUUUAUUUGUACAUAUAUAUUUAUUCACUAAUUAAUUAAUAAAUUAAUUUAAAAAAUUACUUAUUUCUAGUUUAAUUUAUUUCAAUUUAACUGUUUAUUUGUAUUAGCUUGUUAAUAAUUGCUUUAUCAUUUGCAGAUAUUAUUAAUUAGUUAAUAAAUUAAUUAAUCAGAUUUAGCGCAAAUAUUAAUUUGAAAUUGAAUAACAAAAAUUAAAAUAAUAUCUACUUUCUCUCAAUCAAAAUUUAAAAAAGUGUAGAAGUAAUUUAAAAUGGACUCACAAGCUUAGGAAAUUAUUGACAAAGAUAAGUUUCUAUAAUAUUUAAAUAGUUUGCCAAAUAAAGAUUAAAUAACUCUAAAAGAAGCAUUAGAGCAAUAUGUUCAGGAAAAAAGACGCGAAAUAGACUAAGCUUAUGAAUACAAUAUGUAAAAAAUAGAUCACUUUUAGAUAUAAAUGUAAUAAAAAUAUCUCAGCAACUAACAUUAGAACUGAUGAUCAAUAAAAAAUUAAAUUAAAAUAAAAAAUCCUUUUAUAAAUAAAAUUGUUUGUUUUUAUAAAAUGUUUGCAAGUUUUUUUUUUUUCUUCUAAUUUUUAAUUAAAAUUAUUAGCAAAAGGAUAUUGA
This is a messenger RNA of Tetrahymena thermophila SB210, 690 nucleotides long. RefSeq lists its product as hypothetical. The record is from RefSeq and is a predicted model, not a curated record. The transcript has 2 exons. Lineage: Eukaryota; Ciliophora; Oligohymenophorea; Hymenostomatida; Tetrahymenidae.